CAUGGAUGCAAUAUUCAAUGUUACCUACUACUACUAGUAGUACUAAAAACAGCAUUGUGAUCAAUUCUAUUAACCUACUAGACCAGUGUGUAUGGAGUAGCAUUGAAGUCCCAACCUCAUCUACUUAAUGCAAUUUCCUAUAUACUAUACAUCAGUACUAUGUACCUAGUAUACACCUAGGUAUAUAAGUACUAACCGUAGUGUAUGUUUGUGACACAUGUGUUUGUCAACAUCGGUGUUACUAUAUGUACAGUAUGUAUCUCCAGCAACAGGUCGAGGCUGUGCGUAACCUACAUAACAGGGUCUACCUAUCACUCAACUAUGUACUCCGACCCUAAUACAACACAUGCGGCUCUGCUCUUGAGUCUUAACAGUGCCCAAAAUUCCUACAUAUGUACUUGUAGCAAACUAUCUGGCCUCACGAGGGACCAGUACGUUCCCCCCUGUUGGCAUUCAAGAGCAUGCUAUGUGUAACUAGAUAGGCAGCCCUCCUUUGUCGAUAUCUUACUUAGCUAUCUACCUAGUAUCUCAAUAACUCUUUUACACAAGCUUGUUACGGACAAAUGUAUGCAUUAGAUAGCCAGCCGGUGACAUCACGACCGACUUUGGGACUAUGCGGACUCCUGGACUACAACGUCUCCCUUACGAGAUUAUGGCGUAUAUCGUUAAACACCUAGACAUAGAUGAAGUUUUCGACUUGUCGCUAUCUAGUCGCCACUUUCAGUACCUAGUGAGGGAGGAAAGGUUUUGCAAAGCUAUUAUAACCGCCAAAGCUUCUCAUACGGUAGAGGCGCAUGAAGCACGAAAAAGCGGCCAUUACUCAAGGGCUUUACGACGAGUUGCGAAGAGGUAUCGAGCCUUCGCUCAAGCAUCCCCAUUCGUGAUAGGCAUCGUGGCAGUUGCCGACUCCUAUGAAUAUAUCCAGGGAAUACUUUGCUACAUUGUCGAAAACCGUCCUAAGCGAUGGCUACGUAUUCUUGACCUCCACCGCUCCGCAAGCCAUGAGCUUGUCAUAGAUAUUCCGGCUCUGACUCGCGAGGCGGUGCCAAGGUGUGCGAAAAGCCGUAAAUACAAGUUUCGGGUCUUAUAUCACUCGAGUGGUAUUACAUCGUGCUUACUUUCAUUCGCGUUGCCAGCCCAGGAAAGCUGGCUUAUAAUAUUCAAAGCCGAGGAACAUCGUAUCUUGACUCAAAUUCGAUUAGACUCUACGACUAGGUUAUUCGUACGAAACAACGAGAAUUAUCUAUAUUAUGGGACACACUCGGACGAGGGCGCAGAUGGCUUUAGGAAAUGGGUGCUCACACUCUUCUAUAUCAAUGAUACUUCUAAGCCUCUCCAGAAGAUACAUCUAGAAAAGGUGGUUGGCUACGAUAUUGGUUCCACCGUCUGCUUCGAGAUCAUAGACGAUUAUUUUUAUGGCCUUUCCAAUCAGACCGACUUCGAGAUCCGAGAGACAAAUUGGGAGUCCUAUUACUACUGUUUCCGCUUUCCACUUCAUGAGCCUGAUGUCAAAAAGGCCCAAACCAUGAGGAAAGAAGAGAGUUGGCGGAGACAGCAUUUCGAGGGUCCCAUCGAUGAUAGAUGGGGACUACUCAAGCUUCAGAGAGAUGAGGCCUCGGGCGAAAUCAACAUUAUCGAAUGUCGCAAAGAGUGGUUAACAGGGCUAAGUGGCAGUCGACGAACCUAUUACAUUACAAGGGUGGUCUUUCACGUGGACCUUGAUGUGGGUAGCGGCAGCGAGACCUCAACGCUUGCGAACAAUACGGCUAUAGCUGUUCCAGUCCCAGUCGCAGCCCCAGCUACAAGAAGAAACAUUCGAUAUCUAGAUAGGGGCUAUACCACAGAAAUGCAGACUCGCCAGGCCGCAGAUGUACAUCCAGGAGACAGCAAUUCCGUGACGCUAUCAUUCACACGCAGUCAAACUCAUUUAUCAUCCUAUCAAAGGUGUUGUAAUGCAUGGUUAGACCUAGUUGAUGAUGCGCAUAGCGAAUCGCCUGAUAUCCGGCGCUUACGAUUAAGAUCGGGAUAUCGAAAGAGAAGAUACAAAAAGUCCUCAGACGGCAUGCCGAACGUUGACAGGCAGCCUGAGCUUGCUUCGUCUUCGGCAGAUCCCAGAGUUUCAGUCAAUUGGGUCACCUUUCUAGACCAGAUUGACCAGCAAUAUGAACCUAACAAGAUAUACUUCUGGCCUCCAGAACAACGAUCACCAGAGCAAAAAUCGUUCUUGAAUGAGGUCUACAACAUUCUCAACCCUUCUGGUCACCAUGGUAGUGUAACCUCCUCUAGCGAUGAACGUUCAGUAGUCUACGCAACUGGAGUAAAUUCAGAGGGCUGUCAAGCCUUGGUUUAUGUCAGCUUCGAUCCAGCAGCUAGGCUAUCGGGCAUGUUACCUGGAGAGGACAUGUUGGGAGUGCCGUUUUGCAGCGAAAGCAAGACGAAUGAUGAAAUUGGUUACAAUACGGGAACCACUAAGGCAAGCCGUUCACCCAUCGUGCCCAAAGCCAGGAGUGAAGGAGAUGCUCCUGGUGGUCCCGCUCGCCAACUUUUACCACCGUAUAUACCGAACUCUUCAUCCAUGCAUACGGUAAUGCCUCAUCCUAGAGGUAAUCCUUGGGCCCGGGUAGAAAAAGCUAUGCAUCAGGACCUUGCAAGAGCAUUUUCCUUCGCACGUUGAAGGCUACUGACAACGAUGCAAGUGAGGUGCACUCUCUUCCUCGUUACAUAUCCCCGUACUGUAGGUUGCAUUCUGGUUCGGUUUAGGCGUUGCCUUGCAGCCGGGCUAUGCACAAUGGGCGAGGGUAUCUGUUGGCGAAAGGGAGGGUUGGCCCUCAAUAUUGGUUUGUUGAGUCCGUUCCAAUCUCAUUAUUGCUUCCAUGGCUUGAUAUAUGGUAGCUCGUAGGUCAAUAUGGUCAGCGUAUAUCUCAUCAUCCCUCAUGGCAAUUAAUUCAUAUAUCGAAAUAAUCUGAUACCUGAGAGGUUGUCAUUACCCCUUAACAUCCCUUCCUGCUAUGUCUCUUAGUAGGGAAAAGUGAUAUAUACGAAGUCCUCCGUAUGUAGUAACACCGAUG
Molecule: messenger RNA, 3068 nt
Organism: Hypoxylon fragiforme
Lineage: Eukaryota; Fungi; Ascomycota; Sordariomycetes; Xylariales; Hypoxylaceae
Exons: 2
Coding region: 614-2674 (686 amino acids)
Molecular function (GO): protein binding
Source: RefSeq, a predicted model, not a curated record